Molecule: messenger RNA, 1173 nt
Organism: Carcharodon carcharias (great white shark)
Lineage: Eukaryota; Metazoa; Chordata; Chondrichthyes; Lamniformes; Lamnidae
Product: isocitrate dehydrogenase [NAD] subunit gamma, mitochondrial-like
Exons: 1
Coding region: 1-1173 (390 amino acids)
Biological process (GO): tricarboxylic acid cycle; isocitrate metabolic process
Cellular component (GO): mitochondrion
Source: RefSeq, a predicted model, not a curated record
AUGGCCUUCCUGAGGCACCUCUCCUCCCGCCUGCUCCCCGCCGCCUGGCCUCGCCCCUCCCGCCCACUCGCCCGGGGUCUCACCGCGAGCCCAGAGCAGCCGCGGCAGCGACGGCACCCGGGCAAGCUGUACGGCGGCCGGGCCACGGUCACCCUCAUCCCCGGCGACGGGGUGGGCCCGGAGCUGAUGCUCCACGUCGAGCGGGUCUUCCGGGCCUCGCACGCCCCGGUGGACUUCGAGGAGGUGCGGGUGGACAGCGGCGCCGCCGACGGCCGGGACAUCGGCGCCGCCAUCGCGGCGGUCCGGCGCAACCGGGUGGCGCUGAAGGGCAACUUCGAGACGGCCAUCGAGCGGCUGCCGGCCCAUCGCCGCUCGCUCAACGUGUUCUUCCGCACCGAGCUGGAUCUCUUCGCCAGCGUCAACCGCUACCGCAGCCUGCCAGGCCUGGGGCCCGCCGUCGCCACCGUCGCCGGCCCCCCGCUGGACAUCGUGGUCAUCCGGGAGACCACCGAGGGCGAGUACGCCCACCUGGAGCACGAGAGCGUGCCGGGCGUGGUGGAGAGCCUGAAGAUCAUCACCCGCGCCCGCUCGGUGCGGCUGGCCGAGUUCGCCUUCAGCUACGCCCGCCGGCACGGCCGCCGGAGCCUGGCAGUGGUGCACAAGGCCAACAUCAUGAAGCUGACCGACGGGCUGUUCCUGCGGUGCUGCCGGGAGGUGGCGGCCGGCUACCCGGAGAUCGAGUUCGGCAGCCUCAUCGUGGACAAUGCCACCAUGCAGCUGGUGAGCCAGCCGGGCCGCUUCGACGUGCUGGUGACGCCCAGCCUGUACGGGGUGGUGGUCAACAACAUCUGCGCCGGCCUGGUGGGGGGGCCGGGCCUGGUGCCGGGCGCCAGCUACAGCCAUCGCUGCGCCGUCUUCCAGACGGCCAUCCGCAACACGGCGCCCGGCUUGGCCGGGCGCAACGCGGCCAACCCCACCGCCAUGCUGCUGGCCGGCUGCCUGCUGCUCGACCACCUGCGGCUGGGCGGCCACGCCCGCCUCAUCCGGGGUGCCGUCCUGGGGGCCCUAAGGGACGCCGGGACCCGCACGCUCGACGUCGGGGGGCGCGCCUCCUCCACCGAGGUGGUGGACUACGUCGUGGGCCGAAUCCAGCAGGAGCAGCAGCGGCCGUGA